Molecule: messenger RNA, 810 nt
Organism: Acanthosepion pharaonis
Lineage: Eukaryota; Metazoa; Mollusca; Cephalopoda; Sepiida; Sepiidae
Source: the annotation of a GenBank genome assembly
AUGCAGAUCUAUCAAGCUAGCUGUUUCCAACAUGCAUCCUGUUCCAGCCAGCCAGCCAUCUCCAGCCAGCCAGACAGCCAUCAACAGACCAAAAGCUGUAUUCAGUCAGGUGUUUCCAAAAGGCAUCCAGUUCCUGCCAGCAAGCCAUCUCUAACAGGCAUUCAGAUCCAGCCAGUCAGCCAUUUCCAACAGGCAUGCAGCUCAACCAAGCCAGCUGUCUCCAACAGACAUCCAGGUCUAUCCAAUCAUCUCCAACAGGUACCUAGCUCCAGUCAGCCAGCCAUAUCGAACAGCCAUCGACUUCCAGUCUGGCAACCAUAUCCAACAGGUAUCCAGGUCCAGACAGCCAGCUAUCCCCAAAAGGCAUCUAGCUCUAGCAAGCCAGCCAUCCCCAACAUGCAUCCAGCUCUAGCCAGCCAUUCAUUUCCAACAGGUAUCAAGUUUCCACCAGCCAGCCAUUUGCAACAGGCAUCCUAUCCAGCAUCCAGCUCCCACAGGCAUCCAGCUCCAGUCAGCCAUCUCCAACAGGCAUCCAGCUCCAACAGGCAUCCAUCUUCAGCCGGCCAUCUCCAACAAGCAUCCAUUCAUCCCCAACAGCCAUCCAGCCAUCUCCAACAGGCAUCCAGUUCCAGCAUCUCCAACAGGCAUUCAACUCCAGCCAGCCAUCUCCAACAGACAUCCUGUUACUCCUAUCUCCAACAAGUGUUCAGAUCUAGCCAUCCAGCCAUAUCCAUCACCAACAGGCAUCCAGCUUCAAUUUGCCAUGUUCAAAAGGCAUCUAGUUUCACCAAGCCAGCCAGUCAUCUCUAA